AUGGCUAGUAACGAGAUUGAUAUGCAUAACGAAGCUAUCAGUAAGCAAGAUCAACAAAAACCAUCCACUUCUCAGUCUCAAUCAUCCACUCUUGCAAGCACGAUCAUUCAGAAUGAUGAAUGCAAUGAACUAUCACCAGUUGAAUUUGAAGUCCAACAAAGAGGGAAUCGUUCAGAACGGACUUCCAGCGAUCGAUCUAAGAGAAUAAUUAGUACAAAAGAACAUGAACAGGUUCUAAGUGGGAAAUUCGAUUUUGGUGAUCGAGAUAAAAAACCUGUAUAUAAUACCACUUUGCCGCCUUUGAAAGAGGAUGAAGGCAAGGAAUGGACAAUUGAUGAGCUCAAAACCUUGCACAACUGUAUAAAUUCCUAUGGCAUAAAGGAUAAUUGCUUGUUCCAUGCAACAAAAAAUAUCCCAAAUCGUUCGAUGGUUGACAUACGUGAAAAAAUUUCUGGACUUCGUGAAUUGAUUCGACUAAGGCAUGAAAUGCGAGUUGAAACACGAAAAACAGAAUGGUUGGAGGAAAUUAUAUUACCUUCUAAAACUAGUGAGAUCCAAGAUUGGUCAAGCGCUGUCCACGUUAUUCAGAAUCGAAAACGCCGAAUUAAUGAUUAUACUGACUCAGCAUUGCUAGAUUAUUUGGCACAUGAAGUCAAAUGUCGACCAGCAUCUGUGGAUACUAGGAAAUAUUUUCGGGUUACCGACUCGCCGUAUUGUCGUAGUGCUAAUAAAAGACAAGUUGUUGAUUGUGCCGAUUACUAUCGUUUCCUGCAGACAUGCCUUUCAGGAAUGUCAACAUUGGGUUGCAAACCUUUCGACUCCGCUAUAAUUUUGAAUAUUUUGGAAGAAAUCCAAAAGGAAGUUGAUGAUCCAAAGCACGAGAAAAGACGUCGAAUAUUGGCUGGGAUAUUUCGAGACAUACAGAGCGGUGAUUUAUCUGAUUACGAUUUUCGAGACGCAGUUAGUAGUAAUGAUAUGUUGUGUAUGCAGUUGAAUCCAUUAACCUUAAUGCGUGAAAUGUUGGAAAUAGAUGAUGAGCAUGAGCAAUGUUAG
This is a messenger RNA of Acanthocheilonema viteae, 1053 nucleotides long. The record is from the annotation of a GenBank genome assembly. NCBI's taxonomy places the organism in Eukaryota, Metazoa, Nematoda, Chromadorea, Rhabditida, Onchocercidae.